Messenger RNA from Phaedon cochleariae (mustard beetle), 5091 nucleotides. NCBI's taxonomy places the organism in Eukaryota, Metazoa, Arthropoda, Insecta, Coleoptera, Chrysomelidae. The record is from the annotation of a GenBank genome assembly.
AUGACGUUGUCCUGCUAUGACAUGUUCUGCGUGAAUUUCGCCAAGGCGCUAUGCACUGAAGCGUACGACAUGCAGAUCAGCGAGGCGGCGGCGUUGGGGGGCGGAGGGGGAUCGCCCGCCCCCGGCGCCGAGCCGUGCCGCUUCCCCAAGCUCGAGGAGUGCGCGCACUUUCACUACGAGCGCGUGCAGCUGCCGCAGCUCGGCAUCUCGCUGCAGACCAGCAUGGACCAGUCGCUGCAUUCGCAACACACGACAGAAGACAGCGACGUGGAAUGGUUCGUGGUGCAGGUGACGUCGGGCGAUGCCUGCUGGAUCGUCCAGCGCAGCUUCGACAAUUUCCGCAUGCUCGACGACCAGCUGCACCAGUGCAUCUUCGACAGGAAGAUAUCGCAGCUGCAAGACCUGGCCGAAGUCUCUCCGAACGAUGAUGAUCUCGAGGAGAAGCUGAUCUUGUACCUGGCACACCUCAGCCUGAUCGCCGACAACUCGGUGAACUGCGGGCCGGUGCUGAACUGGCUGCAGAUGGACAACAGAGGGCGUCGGCUGUUGGUGCCCAGCGAGGAGAGCCGGUCCAUCAACACGCCCGCAGUGGCGGCCGCCUACAGCGUCAGGAGAUACGUCUCGCAGGCUCGAGACGAACUCAACCUUGAAGUCGGCGACAUGAUCUCCGUCAUCGACAUGGCCAGUCCGGGCGAGUCCAUGUGGUGGCGCGGCAAAAGGGGCUUCCAGGUGGGCUUCUUCCCGCAACACUGCGUCCACAUCAUAGGAGACAAGGUGCCGAGAAACAUGCCGCUGCCGCCGCCCGUGGUGGGGUCGUUAGCUCUAGCGCCGAUCAAACCGGUGUUGAGGAAGCACGGCAAACUGAUCGCGUUCUUUAGGAGUUUUAUUUUGAACAGGCCGUCGAGGCGCCGGCUGAAGCAGAGCGGUAUCCUGAAGGAGCGCGUGUUCGGGUGCGAUCUGGGCGAGCAUCUGUUGAAUUCGGGCAACGACGUGCCCAUGGUGCUCAAGUGCUGCGCCGAGUUCAUCGAGUCGAAGGGGAUUGUCGACGGGAUAUACAGGCUUUCUGGUGUAACAUCCAACAUUCAGAAGCUGAGAAAUGCUUUUGACGAAGACAGAAUUCCAAACCUGUAUACAGAAGACAUCAUACAGGAUAUCCACUCUGUCGCUUCAUUGUUGAAAAUGUACUUCAGGGAGCUACCCAACCCUUUGUGUACAUACCAGCUCUACCAAAAUUUUGUUAACGCCGUUCAGGGAUGCAGCACGGCGAUCAGAAAUUCGGAAACAGAUCACGAGAGGCUGCUCAAAAUGAGGGAAGCAGUGCAAAAAUUACCGCCUCCGCAUUACAGGACAUUAGAAUGCCUCAUGAGACACUUGGCCCGAGUUGCUAAACACGGCCAGAGAACAGGCAUGACUACCAGAAAUGUCGCCAUCGUUUGGGCCCCGAAUUUGUUGAGGUGCGAGGCUCUCGAAGUCGGAGGUGUAGCUGCUCUUCAAGGGGUAGGGGUACAGGCAGUAGUGACCGAGUUCCUGAUCUGCUAUGCCGACCUCAUAUUCUGCGACCACCUCCCCAACUUGGACCAUCCCUCUGCGAACGAGAGCCUGUUGAUGAAGAAGUGCAGGCCCAAUAGCCUGGCCAUUUCGACGCCUACAAAACUGAUAACUCUAGAAGAGGCUAGAAGCAAACAUUUGCCGCACAAAGUGGAAGAAUGCAAUUACAUCGAAGUUGGCGGAGGACCUGACAGUUUGCCUAAGAAGUAUCAUACAAUCAUUGAUUUGCCACCAGGUACAAGGAAAAGGGGCCAUACAAAGAGGUCUCCACUGGGAUGGCGAUUAUUCUUCUCCAAAUCCAGAAACUCUUCCCAGGGAAACCUGAUGAAAAACAGAAAAUCUUCCACUCCCAUAACAAUAAACGAGAAAUCUGUAACCGAAUCUGACCUGACGGACAUGAAGCGGAAAUUGCGUUCCGUCAAAUCGGCGGAGAGUUUGACAUCCGGCCAUUCGGAACCAGCAAGUUCGGAAGACGUUCUCGGACCAUUAUAUUCAUUGACUAAGCCUCCAGGCCAUAAUAGGUCUGUUUCACACGAUUCGUAUUUCGACGUGUUACAAAGCUCGCAAAAUAAUUCCGAAGGUUCUCUAUUGGACUUGAGCGAGAUACAGUUGAACUUCGACUUGGAAGAAUCGGAAAUGAGGAUAUUCUCUGAAGACGAGAGCUUGGUUAGCUCACCAAGGAUUCAAAAAGAGACACAAAGGAGAAUCCUGACCAGAGCUAGACCCGAAGAAUACAACAGCGCAACCAACUCCGUCAACCCCUCGCCGAAAAAACAACCGCGCGUCGUCCUCUCCCCCGAAUCUCAGUCCCGCAAGAGAACAAGGCUCGAAGACCAACUCUCCGACAUCCAAUACAUAGACUGUAACACCCCUGACAACGUAGUAUCCACCACGGCUGUGAUCCACCCUUUCCCCGAGAGCCCAGUACAAAAAAACAGUGAGCUAUUCGAGUCGUACCAACCCAAGAAUAAAUCGCCCAGGAACUCGGAUAAUCUGGAUAAGAGGCAAUCGUUGAAUCUGGAAGCUAGUGCCAAACCGGCUAUCCCGAAAUCUCUCACCGAACUGGAUAUAAAUCAGAAAUAUCUGGGGGCCAACAGCCUCCUGACAACUCCUACCCCCGGUUCUCCUGGGUAUAAACAGCUGGGGGAGAGCAGCACCAAUACAACAACAACACCAUCUCCCACAGAAACCCGCUUGGAAAAGAUCGACAGCAAACAGGACUCUCCCAACUACGAGAACGUACUAAUGACAAUUAGCAUCACCUACAGAUCCCCCACCCAAAGCAACGCCACCUCGCCUGUCAAAACCCCAGUGACGAACAUCUACGAGAACGUCAUCCUCAACCCGGAAAAGGUCAGCAUACCGACCUCCACCGCUUCUCUACCGAUCCAAGAAGCCAGCCAACCCACCUUGUCGCCCGGCGAAGACCGCCACCAAUCCCAAUCCGGGGAACGACCGAAAAGCUUGAGCGCCUUGGAAGACCUGGCCUCCAGCAAAGACUCCACGAUCAAGGCGAACAUGAGCUCGGGAGCGAUCUGCAAUAGCGAACAGUCUCUGGGCAGCCUAAACGACCAGAAAACGUUCAGCUCGAACCAGUCCUCGAACUCGAACAUCCAGUACACGCCUAGCGUCAGCUCGGCCCCCUACCACUACAUCGAGAAUUCCGAGCGCCUCACCCCGACCGACCUCAGCCUGAGCGAGGUGGUCGAAGGCUCGACUGACGAUUUGGCGACCAGCCAAACGUCGCUGAGCUUCCCGGCUAGUCCGUCGAAGAACAGCGACAGUCCCAAUGUUAGUCCCACUCAAGUGUACGACUGCUUCUCCUGCGACGCUUUGACGGAGACGAGGAACACCAGCGAGGGCUUGAGCUUGGAGAAUUUGACGACAGAUGGCGAGAGUUGGCAUGGCGAUGGUGUGAAUAGUCCGGUGGACGGUCGACUGAUGAACAACGACAAACGGAAAUCGGAGGAGACGGAGUGUCUGACCGAUGCGGCCGUCUAUCAGCAGGUGAAGUACUUCAGGAGGUCCAUCCAUGAGGUGAACGCCAUGCUCGAAUUGGAGAACGGCGUAGCUACGUUGCAUGAUGGCAACGGUGACGGAGAGAAUGUGUACGAAGAUGUGAUGGUGCGAGGUGAUGAUGAGGAAGUGAAUCAUGACUGUGAUCAAGAAGCAAUCGAAACGAUACAAGAAGCGCAAACCAAAAAUGUAACUAUAGAAGAUAAUUACGAUUCUUUGGAAAUAGAGAAUCCCCAUAUUUACGAAAACAUUGAAGAUGACAAUGUCGUAGUGACGACAAUCUACGAAAACGUCGAUAUCGACAGAGACAAGACUGAAUGCACGACAUCACCAGCCGUAGAUAUAAACAGGGUGGACGGAACCGACCCCUCUACAGGUCCCAACUCACAAACACUAACUGUAACCGAAGAAGCAUCACCGUCACCCGCAGAAGCUGAAAACUCCCUUUCCAGCGCGAACGGAAACUGUACCAACAACAACAACGGCCUCAGGCUGAAGAAGUUCUACGAGAAAGACAGCCUGCCUCCCUGUUUGCGUGCCAGGAACCAGAAGCACCGUCUGAAAACUCGAUCGCUGGACGAGGAGGAAUUCGAAAAGGAGUUCGGGAGUUUGGACAGGACAAGGACGUCGUUCGAGGAGAGCAUCGGCUACAAGACGAAUUCGCUGCCGAAAACGCUGAACCCGCCCAAGGUUGUGCCUCGGGACGACGGGCAGCUGAGAUCGAUACAUUUGGCGCACAGCGCGGAGAACAUCAAGGGGAAUCUCAGCGAGGAGGAGGAGCAGAAGAAGCGGGAGAGGAUAGAAAAGUACAAAGAAGAGAGGCGGAAAAUAUUGCAGGAUAAAUAUAGGUCGGAAUCCUUCAAAGAAAACAAGGAAGUCCUUCUUACGCGCCUCAGAAUAUUCAAACAAAAAGACGAACUGAUCGAAGAACCCAAACCGAUCGAAACCAGUCGAAUCCAUCGCCGUAGCUCUCGAAGCGAAGACGAAUCCCCCCAGAAACAAGACGAUUUCCCCCACAAACCAGACGAUUUGUCUCACAAACCAGACGAAUCUCCCCACAAACCAGACGAAUCCCUGAAGAAGGACGAAUCGUCGAAGCCGAAACUAACCUCCAAAGAAGACCUCGAGUCGAGCAAAAACCAACCGAAGCCAAUGAGAGACAGCUUGAAGUCGCGUGCCGCCAUCUUCGAGCAGAACAGUAAGAUGGCGCCACCUAGCGGCCUCAUCGUCAACAAGAACAGACCGUCGUCCAGGCAAGACAAGUCGGCGGGGUUCGUUAGGAUAGAGGAUAAGGAGGGGAUGGACGAUUUGCGGGAUUUGGAUUUUAUUAGGAACAAGAGGAGGGACGGUGAUUUUUCGAAGGAGGAAAGGAGGCGGCACACUUUCGAUACGAGGGACCGAGAAACGGAGGCGGAAAGGUUGAGGAGGAUCAGUUUAGAAAGCAGAAGUCCGCGGAAGGAGAAAACCUCGCCCACGUACUGCAUUAAGGACAUGAAAGCAAUCUUCGAAUCAAAAUCUAAACAAUAA